AGAUUUCAUCAUUUGAACAUGAACGAACUGCUGACAUGGAUUCGAUGUGUGCUAAAUAUUAACAGCUGAAGAGCAAUUUUAAUUAUAUUUUAUUUAAAUUUUAAUCAGCUGUUGACUCAGAUCAUAUGUGUUCCAUAUUUUAAUAGCUGAGGUUGCGCGAUACACCAACAGCUCACUAGAAAAAUAUUAUGUAUGUGUGAAUAGGUGUAAUUAGUAUUUAAGAUAUUGUUUUAUAACAAUAAAUCAGAUUUGAAUAUAGCUCUGUCUUGUUCAUUUCUCGCUUCCUCUCAAAGUGGCGAAGACUACUUCAAGCCCUUAAUUAUCGUGGUGAGCCUGCCCGGUAGCUUUGAGAUAAUCCCACCACCUCGAACCUUUGAUCCUACCCGUAGGGCUCCGUCUGUUACCUUAGGUCUCUUGGUGCAGACAUCCCGUACUUAUUUAUAUAUUUAUAUAUUCACUAUUUAUGUGUUAGGGUACGUCUGUAGGGCUUAGGGAUCCGUAGGGUUGUUAGGUUCUUACGUCUCACCCUCUCAUAUAUUUAGUCAUUUAGUGCAGCUUGCUCACACAUACAUUACAUAUACUAUUCAGAUACUCCUGACAUUCAAUACAUAUAAACUUUAAACACACUUUUCACAGUCCACUAGCUAGCAAGCUGUUCAUUGGUCCUUCGAGUAAAAAAAAAAAUUGAACUACGCGGUUCCUCCCUUCCCCCGUAGGGACUAACGCUUGAGUGACCCACAGGCUGGUGAACCCCAAUUGCAUUAGUUUGUGGUGAUCUUGAGUACGUAAUUGUACUGAGUGUAUUCUGUUGGAAAGCACUCUUGCGGUAGCGGAUCGGUCACUGGCCUUCCACCAGCGGAUCUCACCAGUGUUUUGAGAAGUCGCAUAUACCGUACUGAGGGCGCAGAUACGCGCAGUACUUAGUUAGUUGGCUAGGGUUAGGAUAGGGAAGAAGACAUUUUGAACAAAAGAAGACUUACCUAAAAGACGAAAUGGAUGUACAAGAAAUUAAUACAUUAAUACAAAGUCAGGAGAGUGACAGCCUAGAAAUAAAACGACUAUUCAAUAACCUAAGAAAGGAUUCUAGUUCGAGGAAGACUGGGAGUUACUUACAAGAAAGACGACUGUUAUUUAAAAACAUUUUUUCACGAGCAAGAAAUAAUAAUGAUAUUUUGAAAACAAAACAGGACAUUCUCUCAUCACAUGAUUACAUUAAAACUAACUAUUUCGAAAAAAAUAUUAAACAAAUAUAUGAUGCUGCAAUGGAACAAAUAGAUAAAGACGAGAAAAAACUACAGGAAGUGCACGAUAUUUUUCACCCUUCAACAUCAUUUAAGACAUACGACAGUAGCAAGUAUAAAAUUCAACGGUUCAGGAUGAAUCAAUUAAAAAAUAAAAUUAACCAAGUACAAACUGCAAUUGAGGAGAACAAACCUAAUUGGUUCUUACAAUCCAACCUACAGAGCUUACAAAAUCAGUGGCAACAAAUUGAGUCAAUGCAUGAAGAGCUUUUAAUUAGCGAAAGUUCACUCGAUCAUGAAUAUUUUGCAAAUAACGUCUAUGAGACUAUACAAGGCCAGUAUGAGACUAGUGUAGAAUUAAUUCAAGGGAAAAUUCACUCCACCCUCACUUCGACAUCAUCAAGGUCUGGGAAACUACCUCAGAUAAAGAUACCAAUAUUUUCCGGAAAAUACGACUCAUGGGGAAUAUUCAAAGAUUUAUUUACAAAAAUUAUUCAUGAAGAUAACAUGAUAUCCAGUUGCGAAAAAAUGCAAUAUUUAAAAUCUCACGUACAAGGAGACGCGGCAAAAAUAAUACAAUAUUUACCGAUUAGCGAAGUUAAUUAUGUCACCGCGUGGAAUCUACUGACAGAGCGGUAUGACGACAAACGCAGAAUAAGCAUGGAGUUACUUGACAAAUUACUAGAUUUACCCAACAUUAAAAAAUCGAACACAAAAAAUUUACAAGAAUUAUAUGACUCUAUAAAUGAAUGUUUAGAAUUACUAAAACAACAUGGUAAUGAAGUAGUAUUAUGGAAUCUCAUAUUAUGUCGUUUACUAAGUCGUAAAUGGGAUGACGAAACCAACACUAAGUAUGAAGAACAGCUCGAUAAUAGCAACGAAAUACAAGACUUCAAACAGAUGAUGUUAUUUCUAGAAAAACGUUUCAAAAGUCUUGAAAAAUCGGACUUUUCAUCUACAUCUGUAUACAAAACAUCGUUUAUAAAUGAAAACUCAACAUCAUUUAAUAAUAAUAAUCAAGUAACGAAUAGAAAUUUAAAUUUCGAUCUGACCCAGUACAAUGAACCAAAACGUAAAUAUUGUUGGUAUUGUGACAUCGAUGGACAUACAAUUAAUUAUUGCUCCCGAUUUAUAACAAUGAACGCAAUUCAGCGAAAUAAUGUUGUUCACAAUAGAAAUAUGUGCCGACGCUGUUUAAACCAUAUCGCGUCAAAACAAUGCGUGACAGAGAAAUUUAAGAACUGCGAAACAUGUCAACGACCUGACCAUAAUACGUUACUUCAUGUAGACAAACCGACGAAACAACUUUUUGAACCAAAAGACAAAAUAUCAUGCACGAACAUGCAUACAGAAAAUUUAACAACUAAUGUGAUGAGUAAUAUAACAUCGAAUGUUUCUGGCACAUUAAAACAUACAAAUAAUACCGUACUAUUAGCCACAGCUAUGGUACAGACUACUUCAUACGACGGCAUGCCACAUUUGUUGCGAGUUUUAUGUGAUCAAGGGUCGGAGUCGUCCUUUUGCACAGAAGAAGUGGCGCAAUUAUUGGCAUACCCAAAGAAAAAAAUCUGUGCUGACAUCAAGGGAAUCGGGGAUGAAGAACCGAAACAAUCGAGCUACAGUAUAGAUAUAACAUUACGACCAAGACUUUCUAGUGAUUAUAAAUUACCUGUAUCACUGAUUGUAUUACCAAAACUUACAUCUUCACUACCAAGUAAUGACGUACAACAAAUACAAUCGCUUUGGUUAAAAAAUAAAGUGAUUGCAGACCCGACUUAUUAUAAAAAAGGGCCGAUAGACAUAAUAUUAGGUGCUCAGGAAUACAGCAAAAUCCUUUUAAAGGGGUUUGAAAAACUAGAAGACGGUAUACUUGCUCAAGACACGGAAUUUGGGUGGAUACUAUCAGGAUUUUGUUCCAGCAACAAAAACAAUGGAAUAAAGGUACUUAGUUGUACAACACGCACAGAAGAAGUAAAACAUUUAACUAAAUUUUUGGAACCGGAAGAGAUACCACAAAAAAUUACUUUAAACAAUGACGAUACAAACAAUAAACAAACAGUGAUUUCAAAUAAUUUGGCAAGAAUUUGUCAUCACAAGUGUAAUUCGAAACUAAAAACAUUUAAUAUCAUGUUUACACUUUUAUUAAUAUUUCAACUUUUUUUUACUAUGAUAGCGGCAGAAACUUAUAAUAUUGAGGAGAUUGAUCCAGGGUUUUACAUCGAAUACAUUGGUAACAAAUUACUUAAUGUAUCACUAUUGUACCCAUUACUAAAAACUUACGACUUCACUACCAAAUUAAGACGUAAAAUGAAGAUAGGAGAUAGACGACUACACGACAAAACUUAGGAGGAUUAUGAGAAAUAUUUACUUAUACAAUAAAAAAAAAAAAAAAAAACUACAAAUACUUUACAAAAUAAUACAAAUACUUAUACAUUUGGGCGACAGCCGCCAGACAACUACAAAACUACAUUACAAAA
Molecule: messenger RNA, 3718 nt
Organism: Pieris napi
Lineage: Eukaryota; Metazoa; Arthropoda; Insecta; Lepidoptera; Pieridae
Exons: 2
Coding region: 993-3587 (864 amino acids)
Source: RefSeq, a predicted model, not a curated record